This is a messenger RNA of Thlaspi arvense, 883 nucleotides long. The record is from the annotation of a GenBank genome assembly. NCBI's taxonomy places the organism in Eukaryota, Viridiplantae, Streptophyta, Magnoliopsida, Brassicales, Brassicaceae.
AAGGAAGCCAAAAAUAUUGGGGUCUAUUAAGAUGAAACAGAGGAUCACGCCUCCUUUCGGAUCCACAGAUUUUUUUUGUUCACAAAAAAAAGAAAAGAGAAAAAAUCAAUAAACAAUUCAGAUUAGCCUCAUUUUUCAUCAUCAUCUUUCCGCAAUCAGACGAGAAGAACUUCAUCGCCAUGGGACAAGUCUUUGACAAGCUCCGAGGUAAACAAUGGAGGCAGAAGCAGGUACAGGCGAUAUGUGAUCGAGUUUUCGAUCGGUUCAAGCUUCAGACCGGAAGAGCUAAUCUUACGUUUGAAGAUCUAUACAUCGCCGUGCUUCUCGUCUACAAUGACAUAAACAAGCGAUUGCCUGGUCCUCAUUUCGAUCCGCCUUCUAAGGAUCUAGUCAAAAGCAUGAUGACGGACUGCGAUAUCAACUUGGAUGGAGAAAUCGAUCGGGAGGAGUUUGUAAAGUUUAUUGAGUUGCUUUCGGCUGACACAUUUGCAGUGGUGAGUCAGGGUUUGAUCAUAUCGUUGAUUGUGGCUCCGACUGUGGCUAUUGCCACAAAGAAGGCUACAGAGGGUGUCCCAGGAGUUGGAAAAGUGGUGCAUAAGCUGCCAACUUCAGUGUAUGCUUCGCUUGUGACUCUUGCAGUAGUGUGGGCGAAUUCUGAUUCAAGUUAAGCAUCUCAGACCAAAAUAAAUGUGUUUAUUGUCAACUGCAAGAACAAGUUCUUUUAGCACGAAAAUAUAGAAACAACACAAGGUUUGAAAUAGUAGUUUCCUUUAUGAUUUUACUCUUGCUCGACAGCUAGAACCAUUUUCCUAUUUCAAACUUCGAUUAAUUAUUGACCACACAAGCCAACAGUUUUCGUGGAAAUAAAAAGUUUUUUUUUUUU